Molecule: messenger RNA, 1124 nt
Organism: Paramecium octaurelia
Lineage: Eukaryota; Ciliophora; Oligohymenophorea; Peniculida; Parameciidae
Source: the annotation of a GenBank genome assembly
AUGAAAAGUACUUAUUUAAUCAAAGAUGUUAUACAUGAAAAGAAUUAAGAGAGAUAAUUAUAAUUUCAUAAGAAUAAGCUCAAGGAAAUCCUUUCAUAAGUACUAUUUAAAAUUUAUACUUCUAGCCUUUGCAAUUGAAAUCUGACCGCAUUAUGUAAACAUUGAAGCAUAAACAUGAGUAAAUGAAACUGACAAAACAAUUUCAUAUUCAGGAAUAAAAUAUAGAAAAAUCUAGAAUUGAUAAACAUUUGAUGUUAAAGUUAUUAAAUAACAACAAUAAGUCAAUAAACAAUGCAUAAUCAACAACUCGUUCUAUUAAUAGAAGCUUUAGGGUGAAUAUGCACUUGAAUACAAUAAAUAAUCAAAAUAAAAGCCUGGCGAUUAGAAUUCACACUCUUCCGUCAGUCAUCAAUUCUUAAAAGCACUAUUUAGAUUAUUAGAACCAUAAAUCUGAUCUUAAAAAUAUGUAGAAAUUUCAUUAAUCAAAAAUGCAAUUAAAUUUAGAUGCAAUAUCUUAUUAAUUAUAAAGUGUCUUAGGCAAAGGAUUCGAAGGUUCUAGGUAUUAAAACUUGAAUUUUCUGAAGGAGGUUGGAAUGCAAAACAAAUUCCUAUUCAUAAUUCCAUUGUAAUUGAGAUUGUUUUCAAAGACUGGGAACAAUAAAAACAAUCCACCUUAUUUUUAAAUUAAGGCGUUUAAUGAAUAAAAACAAUUGGGAGAAUCAAAGGUGCUGGCAAUUAAUGAUUUUCUAGGUUCUUUAACUGGAUUUGCAGUUUCUUAGGACACAUUUACAAUUCAAUUUAAUCUUUUUAAAAUUAAACAAAAUGAAGAUGUAUAUAAAAAUAAAAAUUUGAUUAGAUCGAGUUGGGUCAUUUUCUGUUCAGCGAAUCAGGUUCAUCAAUAAAUACGAAGCAAUUAAGAGAUAAUAUAUAAGUGUAAAUAAAUGAUCCUAUAGAAUGCUACUUAAGAAAGGAGAUCAACAAUGAGUAAGUUUGUAUGGGACUGUUUGAAUACUAGAUAAUUUAAUUUUGUUAUUGUGUAAAUUAGAUGUAUUUUUCGAUUGAUUUACUAGUCCAUAAAAACUGAAUGAUAAAUAAGAAUACUAAAUAAAGGUUUUAUAAGCAUC